GUGGAGUGCUGCUUCAUCACAAACCGAAGGGAGUACCGCCCAUCAGUCUUGCGAUUGCAUCCCAGCACACGGAGCAUGUGGAUGUAUCAAUUUGUCCUCGAUUCACGAUCACAGGGCACGAUGGCCAACGUACGGCGAAGGACAUGUGGGAGGAAGUAAGGCAGAAUGGGUUCUUUUUCAAAAGCAAGGAUGAGCAGAAAUCGCCGUCAGGUGAAGGAUGUGCCAUAGGAGCUGCUGUAGCCGCCUUCACAGUUGUGCCCCCAGGCAUGUCAAGGGAGAUGGUGUUCUCCCUUGCAUGGGACGCGCCUAUAGUGAAGUUUUGUGAGGGCUCAUCGUACUACAGGCGAUACACAAAGUUUUAUGGAGUGAAUGGCAAAGCUGCAGCGAAACUUGCACAUGAUGCAAUAUGCAGAAUUUGAGCAAUAGCGAGAUGACAGAAUCCAGAUUGCACAAUCACAUUAAAAGCCAGAAAGU
This is a messenger RNA of Chara braunii, 474 nucleotides long. The record is from the annotation of a GenBank genome assembly. NCBI's taxonomy places the organism in Eukaryota, Viridiplantae, Streptophyta, Charophyceae, Charales, Characeae.